Messenger RNA from Synchiropus splendidus (mandarinfish), 1770 nucleotides. RefSeq lists its product as uncharacterized. Bases 85 to 1539 code for a protein of 484 amino acids. NCBI's taxonomy places the organism in Eukaryota, Metazoa, Chordata, Actinopteri, Syngnathiformes, Callionymidae. The record is from RefSeq and is a predicted model, not a curated record. The transcript has 4 exons.
ACAAGAGGGCGUGUCGUGCAUCGCGGCGUCUAGGCUCGCGAGCGCCGCGUCCGCGUCUCAGCCCACUGGCCGCCUCUCCUUGGCAUGGGAAGCCUUCUGCACGAGCGCCAGUGCGUGGAGAGACUGAGCGUGUGGCCCGGGGAAGCGUGGAGCCCCGCGGAGGCGCCGUGGAGCUGCAGCAGGCCUGAUGGCGCCAGAGUCAAGAUGGGAAGGAGGCAGCGGAGGUUGGCCCCGGCCCCCUGCACGCCCGCAGGUCAAGAGACCCAGCAGACCAGAAAGCUUCAAUACAGAAGAAGGCAGAAGUCUGGCGCCACCUCAAGUCUUCAGCCAAGUGGCUCUCAGGUAACCAGCGAGUCGAAGCCUCAGCUGCCGUCACUGCCGGGCGAUGAGAGGCCGGGUAAAGGGGUCGGCAGAUGCCAGGCUCAGCGGCGCCACCACCUGAGCACCGGAGGGUGCCGACACACAGCAGCCUUUCCCUGCCACCGGCGCCUUGACUCCAGUCCAGAUCUUCCCCCCGAGGCUGCGGACGGCGACAGUGACACAGACUUGUCUGAGUCCGAGAGAGGCUGGGCCCUUCCCUGCGGCACGGAUCCUCCUGCGCUCAACCUGCGGCCAGAGGUCAUCCAGGUCUCUGAGGGUCCUUCUGUCAGUGUCAAGGCCAGACUGACUAACAGUGGCUCAGACUUCCCAGACUUCCUCCCGCCUCCAUUCAAUUCCUGGAGCCUCAGUCAGCUGGCUCUCUUCUACAACAUGGAAGGCAGAGGGGCCCCGCGUCCCCGACCCGUCGGCGCCCUGGAACGCUACUUGGAGAAACUGCUGCAGCUGGAGUGGUAUCAGAUCCAGAGCGUCCAGGAGGAGUCUGGAAAGUCCACCGUGGCCAGUGCGGCCAGCUGCCAGCGCUCAGUGUCGACCCGCCUCAGCGCUCCCAAGUGCAUCCUGCAGUGCCAGCGGGCCCUGGCCCUCAGCUUCCUGUCGUCCCUGGCCAACCACAGCGCCUUGCUCUCUGGCUGCGCCUGCACCCAGUGUCGGCUCCGCUACACCAGCGCCUGCGGGAGGUCGUGUUGCCGCGCCUCCGUGUCGCGUCAGUCCAGGCUGAGCCCCCUGCGUUCAGCCGGGGAGGGACGUGUUUUACCGAAGAGGAGCUACAGCGAGAGCCGGGUGCACGCUCCAGGCUGGGCGCCGUCCUGCAGGUCGCCGCGGCGGAGCAGCCCAGUCAGGGCCAACACCCAUCUGAAGAGGAUGCAAGCCUCAGGAAACAUGCGCAAUCCUGCUGCGCACCUCGACUCUGAAGCCGCCGCCUGUGACCCCAGGGUCAGGGCCGGACCCUGCGGUCGACGCAGCGGCUCGGAGCAAAGGAAACGCGACGCGGACAGGAAGGCCUCGGAAACGCGACGCAGCAAGUCUGAGUGUUGGAGAAGCGCCGGGAAGCUCCGGCACGAGGACAUCAAACCUGAUGCUGUGACUGCCAUCAUGGACAACCUGCCUGUGUCCAAGUUCUCCACAGCAAACAGAGUAAAACAGGUGGAAUUUGUCACAUGACUGACAUCAGUGGAACAUCACGUGAUGAAUGUACGUCGACCUCGGAGCCAGACCUCAUUGUCAUUGGUGCUAAAAUAUCAAAUAAAUUCUCCUGUUCCAACCAAACUUUCAACUGUGAUGGAGGAAAAGUUGACGUGACCUUGACAUGAACUUGAUCUUCAUGGUGCAUUUAUCGGGCGUCAUGGAAGAUGUUCACGUGUCACAACUUCAAUCAAGGUUUAUCAAGUGUCA